CCUUGAUGAGUGUGGCUCAGUUUCAACCCUUGGGUCUUUAACAUGAGACAGAGCACUGUGACCCAACCCUCGACUCCAAGAAUGGCUACAUUUACUUUCUGCCUGGCACUAUUCUAAGUGCUUUACAUAUCUCAACAUCCCUAAUAGACCCAGCCACAGCUCGUUAUUGUUUCUUUGGCUCUCAGCACUCAACUGAGCGCCCCAGCUCUUCCUCACCUCCUGGGACACUCCAGCAGACUCCAGAUUGUGACGCAGGCGUCUACGUACCAGCCUCGCUCCAGGUGCCAGGCGCUGCCACACCUUCAGCUCCCCCGGCACAGGUCCAACGCAGAGGCUAAGGUUUCUAGGCCGUGGACUUCAGCCCGGUCUGCAAGCCCUGCUCUGAUAGGCUGCCUCCCGCAGUCGCGGCGCCCCUGCGUAGGGCGCCCAGGUUCCUCCCCUUAGCCCUGAAGGGAUUGGGCCUUGUGGCACCGCCCACGCUCGGAUUGGUCCUGGUCCGAGGUGAGACCCGACGUUGAGCCCUCGUGGGCCUUAGGGACUGCGGAGAAGUGUUGGGCCAUGGCCCGGGCUCGCAAGGUGGAGCUGGCCGAGGCUCUGGCUCUGGGGCCGGACUGGAGGCAUGCCUGUUAUGCGCUCCUGCACGCGCCGGAUCCUGGGAUUCUCUUUGGCCGCCUCCCUCUGCGCUAUGCCAUACUGAUGCAGAUGCGCUUCGAUGGGCGUUUGGGCUUCCCUGGGGGAUUCGUGGACUCGCAAGACAGCAGCCUAGAGGAUGGGCUGAACCGUGGUCUGCUGGAACAGCUGGGUGAGGCGGCGGCCGCCUUCCGCGUGGAGCGCCCUGACUACCGCAGCUCCCACACUGGGUCAGGGCCACGUGUUGUGGCCCACUUCUAUGCCAAGUCUCUGACACUCGAGCAGCUGUCGGCUGUGGAGGCCAGUGCAACACGCGCCAAGGACCACGGGCUGGAGGUGCUGGGCCUGGUGAGAGUGCCCCUGUAUACCCUGCGUGAUGGUGUGGGAGGCCUGCCUACCUUUCUUGAGAAUUGCUUUAUUGGUGCUGCCCGGGAGCAGUUACUGGAUACCCUCCAGGACUUGGGAGUGGUGGAAGCUGGUGCCUUCUCAAGGCUUCAGACCUCAGCUCGUCAGUAGCAACCCUCUGUGGAUGCAGGGAACCUAAGAUGAGGACUUUGGUAUCUAGGAAGAGAAUGGUUUCUCUUCUGGACCUAAAGAUGAUACCAGAUUAAAAGAAGAAGAGUGUACCAUAUGUUUUGAGCAGAGGACUCUCCAAUUCAUGGCAUCAGGGGCAAAAAUCCACAGCUCAUCCUAGGGGGUCCCAGCAGGUUCUUAGAGCCUACGUCUUCCCUGUACAUUUGCAUGUAGCCUGGUAACCCCCAGGCAUGCAUAUGCACAAUGUGACCACACACAGCCUGAAUUAUUUCACCUAUCAAGUCCAGUUUAACCAGGAAUUGGCAUUUGUUACCAUACCCUGCCUCUUGCUUUGCAGAGAGCUUCUAUGGCAAGGGUGGGUCCUUCCCAUAGUCCUCCAUGGCUGCUCGUUAGAGUCUAGCCCAACCCAUGUUUGUUGGGAAGAAUAGAGAAGCAGAGAAUCAUCUUUGCUUUCCUGAAAGUAUCCAUGCCCUUGCCAGAGGGUUCACUAAAGCAAUUGGCUCCUGAAAAGUGGAACAGGAUCUUAACCAAUCUCCAACACUUUUCUUCUCCUGAAACUGAGAAGAGGUAAGGAAGUAGCUAGGUCCCCUUGGACUGGGCAUGGAUGUGAGACCUGUGAGUACUGGUGUCUCUUCUUCAGAGCUUUCAUCUUUGGUUUGCUUUAGACUCUGGGACUAUCAGAAGAGAACUGACCCACAGCUGUCUAGCCCUGCCCUGCCAAAAAAACAGCCUCCCAUUAAAGAGGUCUUAGAGCUGGACCUUGAGGCCCUUUACUUCUUUCAACAGAUAUCUAAUAUGUACCUACUACAUGCCAGGUACCAUAAAAGGUCUUGCUCUCCAAGUCUCCAGGACAGGGGUGGGCAAACAUGUUCUUAAAAGCCAAAUAGCAACUAUUUUAAGCUUUGUAAACUACAUAGUUUUUAAAAAAAUAUUUUCUAACAUUGACUAAUAAAAGUUGCCUAUACUUAUUUUGUACAAAAUGAUGCUUUGAAAUAUGUAAUCUACGGCCAUACUACCCUGAACGCGCCCGAUCUAGUCUGAAAUAUGUAUACAUUGUGGUAUGGCUAAAUUGAGCUAAUUAACAUAUGAAUUUACCUCACACAUUUAUCAUUUUUCAUGGUAAGAACACAAAAUUUACUCUUAGCAAUUUUCACAAAUAUGAUGCAGUUAUUUACUAUAGUCGCCAUUCAUGCAAUAUAUCGUUUGAACUUAUCUCUCCUAACUGAAGUUUUGUAUUCUCUGAUCAACAUCUUCUCAAUUACUGUUCCCUCCUCCCAAUCCUGGUAGCCAUUAUUUUGCUCUCUGUUUCUAUGUGUUUAACUUUUUUAGAUGCCAUAUGUAAGUGAGAUCAUGUGAUAUUUGCACCUGGCUGAUUUCAUUUAACAUAAUGCCAUCUAGGUUAAUCCAUAUUGUCACAAAUGACAGGAUUUCCUUCUAUUUUAAGGCCUAAUAGUAUUCCAUUGUGUAUAUGUACCACAUUGUCUUUAUUCAUUUAUCUGUUGGUGGGCACUUAGGUUGCUUCCACAUCUUGGCUAUUGUGAAUAAUGUCACAAUGAACAUGAGAGUGCAGAUAUCUCUCCAGAUCCUAAUUUCAAUUCCUUUGGAUAAAUACCCUGUAAUGGAAUUGCUACCAUAUAGUAGUUCUUUAUUUUUAAGUACCUUUAUGCUGUUUUCCAUGGUGACCAUACUAAUGUACAUUUUCACCAAUAUUGUGUUAAGCAUUCACUUUUCUUCAUAUUUUCUUUAUUACCUUUCAUCUUUUUAAUCAUAACCAUUCUAACAGGUAUGAGGUGAUAUUCUAUAGUGGUUUUGAUUUGCAUUUCCCUAAUAAUUAGUGAUGUUGAGCAUUUUUUUCUAUACAUGUUGGUCCUUCUUUGAGAAAUGUCUAUUCAGGUCAUCUGCCUCAUAUUUAAUUGAGUUAUUUGUUUUCUUGCUAUUGAGUUGUUCAUGUUUCUGGUAUAUUUUGGCUAUUAACCUCUUGUCAGUUGUGUGAUUUGCAGUUAUUUUCUCCCAUUCUACAGAUUGUUCCUUUACUGUGUUGACUGUUUCCUGUGCUGUAUAAAGAUUUUAGUUUGAUGUAAUCCCAUUUGUCUAUUCUUGUUGUUGUUGCCUAUGCUUUUGAAGUCUUAUCCAAAAAAUUAUUGUCCAGACCAGUGUCACUGAGCUUUUCCCCUGUUUUCUGGUCGCUCUAUAGUUUCAGGUCUUGCAUUUAAGUCUUUAAUCCAUUUUGAGCUUAUUUUUUUUAUGGUAUGAGAGGUUCUAAUUUUAUUCUUCUGCAGAAAAAUAUGCAGUUGUCCCAACACCAUUUAUUGAAGAGAUUAUCUUUUCCCCAUUUCCCCAUCUUACCCUCUGUGGAAAAUCAAUUGACCAUAAAUGUGUGGAUUUAUUUCCAAGAUCUGUAUUCUGUUCCAUUGGUCUAUGUGUCUAUUUUUAUGACAGUACCAUGCUGUUUUGAUUACUAUAGCUUUGUGGUAUAUUGUGAAGUCAAGUAAUGUGAUACCUCUAGCUUUGUUGUUUUGGUUAAGAUUUUUUGGCUAUUAAAGGUUUUUUUCUAGUUUCAUGUGAAUCUUUGAAUUGUUUUUUCUGUUUCUUCGAAAAAAGCCAUGGGAAUUUUGAUAGGGAUUAUAUUAAAUCUGCAACUUACUUUGAGUCAUAUGAACAUUUUAGCAACAUAAAUUUUUCCAGUUCA
Messenger RNA from Callithrix jacchus (white-tufted-ear marmoset), 3853 nucleotides. The record is from RefSeq and is a predicted model, not a curated record. NCBI's taxonomy places the organism in Eukaryota, Metazoa, Chordata, Mammalia, Primates, Cebidae.